This is a messenger RNA of Jatropha curcas, 1865 nucleotides long. Its product is annotated as Galactosyltransferase family protein. Gene Ontology annotation, molecular function: galactosyltransferase activity. Gene Ontology annotation, cellular component: Golgi membrane. The record is from RefSeq and is a predicted model, not a curated record. Lineage: Eukaryota; Viridiplantae; Streptophyta; Magnoliopsida; Malpighiales; Euphorbiaceae.
UUGCAUUAUUAUUUUUUAAAAUAGUUCUCUCUCUGUCACAAAACAAGGAAAGCAAACAUAAUUACAGCUUGCCCAUUGUCCUAGUGAUUUUGAUUGGAUUGAGAAAGCUGAAAGCAAGAAAAGCAACAAAUCCAUUUUUCCAUUUUUCUUUUCUACUUGAAACCCGUUGAGUUCAGACAUUAAUCUCUGUUGUUUUCUUCUUCUCUCUCUAAGAAAUGGGGUUGUUUGUUAUCUCCUUGUAGCACCAGAAGCUUCAAUAAAGGAGGAAGCUUCCUUAAAGCUGAAGCUUGUUAGAUUGAAAUGGGCUUGAGCAGGCCUCAAAAACCCAGCAGUGGAUUCUCCACCAAGUUGGUUUCUGUCUUCUGCAUUGCCAGCUUCUUCUUGGGUGUUCUUGUUGUCAACAGGUUUUGGGCCAUUCCAGAUCCAGCUAAAGUGGAAGAAGAAGCCUUAUCUGUGAAGGACCGUCAAUCAAAAACGUCUCAUCCUAUAGUUAAUUGUGAGAAGAAGGAAACAUCUGUCCAGGCAGGAGACAUCCUUUCUCAAGUUUCACAAACUCAUGAUGUAAUCAUGACACUAGACAAAACAAUCUCAUCAUUGGAAAUGCAGCUGGCAGCUGCAAGAGCUGUCAGAGUUGAUGAUGAGGAAGGAUCUCCAAUGGGAACAAAAUCUGGAACUGAGCCCUUGAAGGAGCGACAGAAAGUUUUCUUUGUUAUGGGUAUAAUUACAGCAUUCAGCAGCAGAAAGCGAAGGGACUCAAUUAGAGAAACUUGGAUGGCCAAAGGAGAGGAGUUAAAGAAAUUGGAGAUGGAAAAGGGUAUCAUUUUACGAUUUGUAAUUGGACACAGUGCAUCGCCAGGUGGUGUUUUGGAUCGUGCUAUCGAUGCAGAAGAAGAGCAACACAAGGAUUUUCUACGGCUGAAUCAUAUUGAAGGAUAUCAUGAAUUGUCAUCAAAAACACAAAUUUACUUUUCAACUGCGGUUGCUAAGUGGGAUGCUGACUUCUAUAUUAAAGUUGAUGAUGAUGUACACGUAAAUCUUGGUAUGGUUGGCUCUACGUUGGCCCGCCAUAGAUCAAAACCCCGUGUUUAUAUUGGAUGUAUGAAAUCUGGACCUGUUCUGUCACAGAAAGGUGUGAAGUACCAUGAGCCAGAAUACUGGAAAUUUGGCGAGGAGGGAAAUAAGUAUUUUAGACAUGCAACAGGGCAAAUAUAUGCAAUUUCUAAAGAUUUGGCCACCUAUAUUUCAGUAAAUAGGCACAUACUUCAUAGAUACUCAAAUGAAGACGUUUCCUUGGGAUCUUGGUUUAUUGGCCUUGAUGUUGAGCACAUUGAUGAACGAAGCCUCUGUUGUGGAACUCCUCCUGACUGUGAGUGGAAGGCUCAAGCAGGGAAUCCUUGCGCUGCAUCAUUUGAUUGGACCUGCAGCGGCAUUUGCAAGUCAGUGGAGAGAAUGGUGGAGGUACAUCAGCGCUGUGGGGAAGGUGAUGGAGCAAUCUGGCACACGAGUUUCUGAAACUUGUAGGUUGUAAUUUAGUUGUGUAUGUGUGAUCAAGGCUAUGGUUGGAAAAACACCAUCUGCCCGAUUUUUGCCAUUUGAUGUCUCGGACAGUUGGUGCAUGAUUAUAUCAAUUACCUGCACAUACAGAUUGUCAAGCCCAGAAAAUGAAAAGGGAAAAAAAGUGAAAAUCUGUCACAAACAUUAGAGUUCUUUGUGGAUAAUCCAAUGAUGAAACAACCUAACAGUAACUUAGCAGCCAGCUUACAGAACAACAUAGCCUUGUCACAUGUAGCUAUGCGUGAUAAUGGCAUAAUUGAACUCCUUUUAAUAUAUAUAUAUAAGAAAAAAGUGCUGUGGCUCAACUCAAA